AUUUGAUCCUUAAUGCUUAAGUGGCCCCGGAGAUGCAAGCUGGCAGUAGCGGCGGAGGAGGUCUCUAACGGUUGGGUAAGGAUAUUAAAUUCCAUGGGGACUUGAAGUUUAUAACCGUGCAAUCUGCUCUUUUUCGUAUAUUUUUAAGUUUACGUGGAUGGCAUACUGAUAUUAUAUAAACCGCAAUACGACGAACCACAUCGACUCCCUUGAUAGUCACUCGGGAGAGACACAUACGGCAUAUGUCUGGAACUUACUCUCGGAGCAUCUUACGUUGAACAAUUAUUUGAAUAGAGCUCAAGUUCUACCCUAUCCUUGUUUUUAUCAUCAAGCAAGCCAUCACAGUAUCACACAACAUAACUACUACACCGCAUUUAAUUACCACAACUAUGGGAAGAAGAGAUACAUACUCAGAGCCUCCCCGGAGCCAUCGUCAAUCCCAUCGCCAACCUCCACCCCGCCGCGGCCCUCCUGUCAAACAGAGCGCAUCCGGCUUCGAUUGGACACCGGGCAUUGUUCUCGCCCUCCUUGGCGCCUUUACAUGGCUCAGCCACGACUUUGAUAACUACAAGAAGAAGCACGAGCACUGCGAUGAUCGAAGGGGGAGUCGAAGUCGCGAUAGUGAGAGGGGAAGGCGAAGGUACCGAUCGAGUAGUCGGUAUCCAGACGACGACUAUGAUGACUAUAACUAUCGAGGUGGUCGGGGCUAUAGUCGGUAAAUGAAGGUCAAUGGUUAUGAUAAUGAGUACACGAUUAUGAAACGGAGUAUCGAGGAAAUGAACAUAGGAGGCAUAAAGUUUGCAUUUAGAUGUCCUUGUAACAUUCUCAAACCGGUUACUUCAAGGUCAAGAGCCAUAACAAAAGUUGUUUCUCUUUCUUUCAAGUGACAAUCUGGUAUUAUGGCUGGAAUUACGAUGUGAACUACUCUGGUUCUGGUUCUGAAGGUCUUUGGUCUAAUUUCGAGGACUUGAACAAACUUAUCAUCAUCAUUAUCAGAACAUUCUUAAAUUUCGAAGAACUUCUUGACUGUUGUUACAUAUCCAACGCCAAUACAUAAGC
This is a messenger RNA of Fusarium verticillioides 7600, 1059 nucleotides long. RefSeq lists its product as hypothetical. The record is from RefSeq and is a predicted model, not a curated record. Lineage: Eukaryota; Fungi; Ascomycota; Sordariomycetes; Hypocreales; Nectriaceae. The transcript has a single exon. The coding region runs from base 390 to 719 and encodes 109 amino acids.